AUGGUAUCCGAAUCCGACGCUCAACAGAUUUAUAAAUCGGCCAUUCACUUCGAUGGGCUCAAUAUAGCUAAUUGGUCGAGGGAGAUCUUUGAGGCCUGGCAUAAGGGUGGCAUUACCGGAGUUUCCUGCACUUGCGGAUUAUGGGAGGGUUUCAGACAGUCAAUUGCCAAUGUCGUACAGUGGAAAAAAUGGUUUGAGGAGCAUUCUGACCUGAUCGUUCAGGCUCAUACUGUGGCAGACAUACGGAAAGCGAAACGGGAUGGGAAAACUGCCGUCUUACUCUCAUGGCAGAAUACAGCUGGUAUUGAAGACCAACUGGACUACUUGCGCGUAUUUCGCGAUCUCGGCGUACGCAAAAUGCAGCUCACAUACAAUACACAGAACUACUCGGGUGCGGGCUACACCGAGUUGAACGACUCUGGCCUCACCGGGUUCGGUCGCGAGGUCGUUGAUGAGAUGAGCAAACUUGGAAUUGUGCUUGACCUCAGUCACGUAGGCCCCAAGACCUCCGAGGAUGCCAUCAAUUAUUCUCCUAAGCCGCCGUGUUUCUCACACGUCCUGCCCGGCGGACUCAAUAACCACCCUCGAAAUAAGUCCGAUUAUCUCAUCAAGCUUAUUGGAUCAAAGGGCGGUUUCGUUGGUCUUUCGCAGUUUGGACCCCAUAUGGCCAAAGGGAAUGACAGUACUAUCGACGACUACGUUGCUGCGUUAGAUUAUGUCAUUGGACUGGUUGGCGAAGAUUUGGUUGGCAUCGGCUCUGAUUCAAGCGAAGGUCAUGGCCGACCUAGUGAGUUCAUGGCUUGGUGUAACAAGGACAAGGGCUAUGCUCGCCAGUUAACUCCUUGGGGAAGUCAAAAGGUCGUUAAACCUCUUGGUCCACUAGCAGAGCGCGAAAAGCUAGCCGAAGCCAUGGCAAGAGCAGGCUGGUCCGAGGAGAAGAUGCGUAAAGUUCUUGGGGAAAACUGGCUCAACUAUCUGGAAAAGAUUUUUGGCCAAUAG
Messenger RNA from Talaromyces marneffei, 999 nucleotides. RefSeq lists its product as uncharacterized. Gene Ontology annotation, molecular function: metallodipeptidase activity. NCBI's taxonomy places the organism in Eukaryota, Fungi, Ascomycota, Eurotiomycetes, Eurotiales, Trichocomaceae. The transcript has a single exon. The record is from RefSeq and is a predicted model, not a curated record. Gene Ontology annotation, biological process: proteolysis. Bases 1 to 999 code for a protein of 332 amino acids.